AUCACUAACGUUCUUUUAUCUUAGGGAAGUCGUGAAUGAAAUCUCCUCUUCAUCUUUUUUAAUGCCCGUUGUCAGCUCUAAGUUAAUUUCUUGCAAAAGCACUUGACCUCUUGUUAGUGAGUAUUUUUAUACUUUCUUUAUAAAAGCUAUUCAAGAAAAAUUGGAUUUUUAUAAUUUCUCUGUUUUCUAAUCCAUUCUUGUGUCUUGAAUAAUUUUCAAGUUUCUUCUUUUAACCUCCAUCUUUGCCCAUUCUUUUAUCACCUUCAAUGGGUGAGACAUGGAGAUUUGCAAUUCAUGUGAUAAGUGGACGAUGGUUUUCAGUUUUUGCCUCUUUCUUAAUCAUGGUUGGAGCUGGAUCGACUUAUAUAUUUGGAACCUAUUCAAAAGAUAUAAAAGCAACACUUGGGUAUGAUCAAUCAACACUCAAUCUUCUUGGCUUUUUUAAAGAAGUUGGUGGUACUUUUGGGGUUCCUUCUGGUUUAAUAGCAGAAGUAACGCCAACAUGGUUUAUGCUUCUUGUAGGAUCUGCAAUGAAUUUUAUUGGGUAUUUCAUGAUUUGGCUAGCUGUGACUAGAAAAAUAGCCAAACCUAAAAUUUGGCAAAUGUGUAUUUAUAUUUGUAUUGGAGCAAAUUCCCAGAAUUUUGCUAAUACAGGAGCUCUCGUUACUUGUGUGUUGAAUUUUCCAGAAAGUAGAGGUGUUGUGUUGGGUUUAUUGAAGGGUUAUGUUGGGUUAAGUGGAGCAAUAAUGACCCAAGUUUAUUUAGCCGUUUAUGGGAAUGAUUCCAAAGCUUUAAUUCUUUUAAUUGCUUGGCUACCAGCUGCUCUCUCUGUCAUUUUCGUGUUCACCAUCAGAAUAAUGAAGGCUGAGAGACAACCUAAUGAGCUAAAAAUUUUUUACCAAUUCCUUUAUGCCUCCAUUAUGCUAGCUUUAUUUCUUAUGGUCAUGAACAUACUUGAAAAGAAAGUAAAUUUCCCCAAAGGAGCGUAUGCUACAGUUACUUCAUUGAUCUGUGUUUUGCUUUUUGUACCUCUUUUAAUUGCUAUUAGAGAAGAAUGGGUUCAAUGGAAUAUCAAGAAACAGGAAGCAAUGAGGCCUCCUUGCGAAUUGACCACAGAGAAACCAUUAGAAGAGAGAGAUGAAUUAUCAGUGGAAACAAGAAUCUCAACAGAGGAAAAUAACAAGAUAUCAAAAUCUUGUUUCUUGACAGUAUUUGACAAGCCAGAAAGAGGUGAAGAUUACACAAUUUUACAAGCACUUUUGAGCAUUGACAUGUUGUUAUUAAUUUCUGCUACAUUUUGUUCACUUGGACCAACCUUAACAGCAGUUGACAAUUUAGGUCAAAUUGGUGAAUCACUUGGAUAUUCAACUGAAACAAUCAAUUCUUUUGUUUCCUUAGUAAGUAUAUGGAAUUAUUUUGGAAGGGUUUUUGCUGGUUUUGUAUCUGAAACCCUAAUUGUCAAAUACAAAACCCCUAGACCAUUAAUGAUGGUUGGUGUUCUACUUUUAUCCUCAAUAGGUUAUCUGAUCAUUGCCUUCCCUUUUCCUAAUUCAGUCUAUAUAGCUUCAGUGAUCAUAGGAUUUUCGUUUGGUGCACUAUAUGUUCUGUUUUAUGCAAUAAUUUCUGAGCUAUUUGGGUUAAAGUACUAUGCUACAUUGUUCAAUUGUGGACUAUUGGCAAGUCCACUUGGGUCAUAUAUCCUAAAUGUGAAGGUCACAGGAACUUUAUAUGAUAACGAGGCAUUGAGGCAGCUAAAAAAGAAGGGCUUGGAUAGAUCUUCAGUUCAGGAAUUGGUUUGCAUUGGAGUUGAAUGUUAUAGGAAACCAUUUAUAGUUUUGUGUUCUGUAGCUUUAUUUGGUGCUCUUGUUUCAUUUAUUUUGGUGGCGAGGACAAGAAAAUUUUAUAGUGGUGAUAUAUAUAAGUCCAGAGAGAGUUCAACAUAGCUGUUGAGGCCAGAACUAUACAUACUUGGCAUAAUUUGAUUAUGCAAUUAAGAGAAAAAUAUCAGGAUAAGUUUGAUUGGCAUAUGUGAGAUUAUUUUUAUCUCUUUAUAAUGUAAUUUUCAUGAAAAAUAAUAAACAAAAAAUUUAUAAUGAAA
Molecule: messenger RNA, 2098 nt
Organism: Jatropha curcas
Lineage: Eukaryota; Viridiplantae; Streptophyta; Magnoliopsida; Malpighiales; Euphorbiaceae
Source: RefSeq, a predicted model, not a curated record